AUGAACAAAAACAAAUAGAACUUGAGAAAAGGUCAAAAAUUCCAUGUUUAAGACCUUGAUAAUUAAGUUAAUGCAAACCAAAAUACAAAAUCCUAUCGAACUCGAAAAUAAGUGGAGAUUUUGAAAACACCAUUUUCAAAGUAGAUUAAACCUUCAGAAAAGUAAAGAGGGAACGAAAAAAAUGCUAGAAAUGCCAAAUAGCUCAGUAAAGGAACAAAUAAGAAAGCAUCAAAAAUAUGUAUAUCUUCGAACUUUGAUAAAGAAGAUGUUUGUUGUGAUCGACUGAUUAAUGAAUUAGUAUUGGAAAAUGGAAAAUAAAAUGCAUUUAAAAGGGUAGAGAAGGAUGAUGGAAGCUCAAUAACAAAUGAAGACAAAAAACUACAAUCUUAGAAUGUAGUAUAAUAAAAUUUUAUUCUUGAUAUGAUUGCAUUAUAAGCAAGAUCAGAAUUAAGGUUCUAACUAGAUUGGAAGAAUCAUGAAUUGUAGAAUGAAGAAAUAUCAUAAUAUAAUAAUAAUAUAUGGAAAAUUUGGCCGGAUGAAUCAUGUGAUUAAGAUUCUGUAAUAUGUAGUAGUUAUUUUUCAAUUGAUAAGGAAAUAAUAAAAAAUUGUGAAAUUCAAAAAAAUAAUAUGAAAGAGAUUAAAACAACAAAUUAAAAAAUAGAAAAACUAGAGGAAUAAUAUUCAAUUGACUUGAAUAAAGUUAAAUUUGAAGAUAAUAAUACUUCAUGUAGUAAAGAUCAAUACGAUUAAAUUGAAUUUGGAAUUUUAUAGACAAUUACAGCUGAGGAUGAGUAAAAUUCUAUUCAACAAGAUGACAAAUCCGAAAAAGCUAAAAACUUUUAUCAUUUUCUUAAUGAAGCUACGUAUGAAAAUCCAAGUAGAGCAUCAUGCAAGGAAAUUCACAAAUUAAUAAGAUUAAGACAUGAUAAAGUAUUUUAGUUUGACUUAUAUUUUAAGUUUUGUGUGGAUGUUUUUGAGAUAGAUCAUAUCUGGUCUGAUUUACAAGAUUCUAAAGUACUAAAUGAAUUAAGUUUUCAAAAAUAUCUUAAGUGCAUUUAAGAUAUGCAUGAUUAAGAUUUGCUAUGGCUUGAUCCAUAAAAAAGAAAAGUAUAUUUGAUAUGA
This is a messenger RNA of Paramecium octaurelia, 1122 nucleotides long. Lineage: Eukaryota; Ciliophora; Oligohymenophorea; Peniculida; Parameciidae. The record is from the annotation of a GenBank genome assembly.